Molecule: messenger RNA, 2133 nt
Organism: Prosopis cineraria
Lineage: Eukaryota; Viridiplantae; Streptophyta; Magnoliopsida; Fabales; Fabaceae
Product: endoglucanase 17
Exons: 8
Coding region: 36-1529 (497 amino acids)
Biological process (GO): carbohydrate metabolic process
Molecular function (GO): hydrolase activity, hydrolyzing O-glycosyl compounds
Source: RefSeq, a predicted model, not a curated record
GCGUGGCAGAUCAGUCGUUGGCUGGACAGUCCACAAUGACUUUCUCCCUCUUCUUCGUCUUCCUCUUUGCCCUCUGUUCUGCUUCUCAUGCCUUCCCACCCCACAACCACCAUCGUCGUUCUGCCUCUCACAAUUACACAGACGCCCUCUCCAAAUCCGUCCUCUUUUUCGAAGGUCAGAGGUCCGGUAAGCUCCCUCCCGCCCAGAGGAUGACAUGGAGAGGGGACUCUGCUCUCUCAGACGGCUCUGCAAUGCAUGUUGAUUUGGUGGGAGGGUACUACGAUGCAGGGGACAAUGUCAAGUUCGGUUUUCCCAUGGCAUUCACAACCACCAUGCUUUCCUGGAGUGUUAUUGAGUUUGGUGGGCUCAUGAAAGGGGAAUUGCAGAAUGCUAGAGAAGCGAUUCGUUGGGCUACCGAUUACCUCCUUAAGGCUACUGAACAUCCAGACAUCGUUUUUGUUCAGGUGGGAGAUGCGAGGAGUGAUCACGCUUGUUGGGAGAGGCCGGAGGACAUGGAUACCCCAAGAAAUGUGUACAAGAUCGAUGAGAACAACCCUGGUUCAGAAGUGGCGGCUGAAACUGCAGCCGCUCUAGCAGCUGCUUCUCUGGUUUUCAAAAAAAGUGACCCAGCUUACUCCAAAACUCUAGUCACUAGGGCUACAAGGGUGUUUGAGUUUGCUGAUAAAUACAGGGGAUCCUACAGCGAUGGGCUGAAGCCCAUUGUAUGCCCUUUCUAUUGCUCUUACUCUGGUUAUCAGGAUGAGCUGUUAUGGGGUGCUGCUUGGCUGCACAAGGCUACUCGGAAGCCCAUGUACCUCGACUAUAUUCAAGCGAACGGGCAGUCACUUGGGGCUGCAGAGAUUGAUAACAUGUUUGGGUGGGAUAACAAGCACGUUGGGGCAAGGAUGCUUCUUUCCAAGGAGUUCCUGGUUCAGAAAGUAGAAUCGCUCCAUGACUACAAGGGUCACGCAGACAAUUUCAUAUGUUCCAUAAUUCCCGGCACCUCUUUCUCGUCGUCCCAAUAUACCCCGGGUGGGCUUUUAUUCAAGAUGAGUGACAGCAACAUGCAGUAUGUGACGUCCACUUCCUUCCUGCUCUUGACCUAUGCCAAAUACUUGACCUCUGCCCACAUGUCUGUCAACUGUGGUGGAAUCACCGUCACCCCAAAGACUCUUCGUACUAUGGCCAGGAAACAGGUUGAUUACUUGCUGGGAGAUAACCCCCUAAAGAUGUCAUACAUGGUGGGGUACGGUCCAAAUUACCCGCGAAGGAUACACCACAGGGGCUCAUCUCUACCGUCCAUUGCAGCGCACCCUGGUAAGAUCCAGUGCUCCGCAGGCUUCACUGCCAUGAAUUCACAGACCCCCAAUCCGAACGUACUGGUGGGCGCAGUGGUGGGUGGACCGGACCUGCAUGAUAGCUUUCCAGAUGAACGGUCAGAUUAUGAGCAGUCAGAACCAGCCACUUAUACUAACGCGCCGCUUGUAGGUGCCCUGGCUUAUCUGGCUCACUCAUUCGGCCAACUAUAGUGUAUCCCCAGAUUUUUAUCACCAGUAUUAUCAAUUUACCAUAGUCAUGUUUGUUUGCGUGGUGUUUCUCGGAAUUUAAGGCUCGAGGUUAAGAGGGUACAAGUAUAAUAUAUGGCACAAUCCCCGAACCGCGCAGCUCAUUUAUAGAUUGUGGGAAACGCUUACUGUGUUAAGCUCUUGUUCUUUCUUUGCAAAUCAUCUUCAAGCUCAAUCACCCGUAAAAGAUCCGCGGUUGUCCAACUUUGAACUUCAGCAUUUCCGGCGAAUCAUUUAUUGUGGCUACUGGAUAGAAUGUGGCCCGUUGUGAAUCAAUCGUUGGUAACAAAGAGAAGCGAGUGUGUGGGGAAAUGGGAAUAAGCUAAUGGUAAUAAUUACUCUAUUGUUUUGUUUUUUGGGCGGGAGAAACGACAAUUUGGCUUGAAGCGUUGAAAUGAUGAGAGAAUAUGUGGAGGGGGUGUGGUUUUUCUUUCUUUCUUUUUUUUUGUAUUGCUUUUUUUUUUUCCUUAGGCUUCGUUGGGGAAUGGUGAUGGGACUACAUGCGGUCCAAAAAGCUGCUUCGACUGUGGAAAGCCAUUGGGUUGUGUCAGGCAUGUGAGCAGUAGGA